GAGGGCGACGGCCGGCGCCGAGGUGGGGCACACGCCGGCCGUCUGCCGCUGCAGGCCAAGGUGUGUCCGCGGCCGCGCCUCGCCCGCCGCCGGCACAGCCGUGCAGUCAGAUCGGCCGCCGACAUCACGCGGCGUCGGUGCCAGUGACCCAGCGGUGUGGACCAUGCACUUCCACCUGGAGAAGGACUGUCGCGCCGAGUCGGACUGUCCGAUCCUGUCGCUCUCCUGGAUGGGCCGUGUGCCCAAUGAACUCAUCGAGCAGGAGGGCAGCUGGCGUCUGAACCGGUCCAGCUACUACCAGGAGGGCUGGCUGGCCACGGGCAACGCGCGCGCCAUCGCUGGCGUCACCUUCACCUCCUCGCACAGCCGCAAACACACCGACCUGCCCGUGCGGACCAACUACAACCUGCGCGGCCACCGCAGUCAGAUCGUGCUGGUCCGCUGGAACGAGCCCUACCAGAAGCUGGCCACCUGCGACAGCUCAGGCAUCAUCUUCGUCUGGAUCAAGUACGAGGGCCGCUGGAGCAUCGAGCUCAUCAACGACCGCAGCACACCGGUCACACACUUCUCCUGGUCGCACGACGGACGGAUGGCUCUCAUCUGCUACCAGGACGGGUUUGUCCUGGUGGGCUCCGUCGCUGGCCAGCGGUACUGGUCGUCCAACCUGAGACUGAGCAGCAACAUCGUCUGUGGCACCUGGACACCAGACGACCAGCAGGUGUUUUUCGGCUCGCUGACCGGCCAGCUGGUGGUAAUGGACGUGCACGGCGCCAUGGUCUCCAACGUCACGCUCUUGGAAGGCGUGCCCGUCCUCGAGAUGAGCUGGAACUGCGAGAAAUUCAAAAUGGAGGAGCGAGACGACACCACAGCCGGCUCGGGAAAACGGAGGCAGCUGGUGCUAGCAGUCAGUUUCGAGAACGGUCUGAUCCACCUGAUGAACAGCUAUGACGACGUCCUUCCGGUGGUGGUUCGAACGGGUCUGCUGGGUAUCAAGAUGGAGUGGUGUAACAGCGGAGAGCUGCUGGCCGUGGCGGGCCAGCGGCUGGACGGUGACAGCACGCCGGGCGUGUUCACCAACCUGGUGCACUUCUACACCAGCCAGGGCGAGCUGCGCUACAUCAGCCGACUGCCCUGCCGCACGUGUGGGGUGACGGCGCUGACCUGGGGCCACAACGGGCGGCGGCUGUUCAUCGCCACCGGCGCCAUGGUGCACGUGGCCUGGAUCGGCCGGCGCGUGGCGCCGCUCCAGCUGCUCUGUCGCCUGAGCAUCAAGGACGCGCUGGCGACGGAGGAGGCCACGGCGCUGCUGCCGCUGCCGCGCCGCGUCAAACUGCAGCUGGCCGGCCUGUUCAGCCCCACACUGAGGUCCCACAUCCCGGACACGGGCUGUCUACGUCAGUUCAUCGCCCAGCCACCAGACGGCAGCACCCGUCUGCACUGCACCAUGAUUCGCAACGAGGACGACUUUGUCACCUCCAGCGCCAUGUAUACGCUCUAUCUGGAGCACUUUGGUGGCCUCAUACCGCUGCUCAAGGGCAAACGCACCAGCAAAAUCCGUCCAGAGUUCAUCAUUUUCGACCCUUCGGUCAGCGGCGACGCCGAGCCGCGGCCAAUUCUCACAGUGGCGCCGCAGCGGGAGGCGACCGCAGCGCCGCCUAGCGACAGCUCGGACACGGAGGAGGAGCGGUGCCAAACGCCGCGCACUGCCCGACGGCGCUGGAGGCGGAGGGCCGAGCGGGAGACCGCCGGCGAAGACGAGCCCGCCGCCGAGCCGCCGGAGCUCCGCUACCAGCCCGGCUCGGCCACGCUAGCGCAGGUCACUUCUAACAUCUGGGGCACCAAGUUCCGCGUGCUGGGUGUGGUGCCAAACGUGGCGCCCGACCUGGGCCAGAUCAGCUACAAGACGUCGCUGCUGCACCUGCAGCCACGUCAGAUGACGCUGGUGAUGACGGAGCUGAGCCGGCGCCGGUGUGCCGCCGGCUCCUCCGCCGGCCUGCCCGGCACGCGGCGCGGCAGCCGGGACGACGACAGAGACGAGCGUUUCCGCCACCGUCCCAGUCAGGCGAGUGUGGGCGGCUCGGAGGUCGGCGCGCGGCCCUGUCGGACGGGCGUGUCGCUCUCCCUGUCACGGCCGGCGGCCGCCGAGUCGCCGCCGCCGCCACCCCCCAGCCGGGACCGGGGCAGAGCGCCCGUCAUCGCCGCCGACACAGACGACGAGGCGGCGGCCGCGCCCGAGCUCGACCACCUCCGCGAGUCGCUGCUGCGCAUGAAACACGAGAUGGACGCCAAAAUGCGGCCCGAGCCGCCGCCCGACCCCGUGUCGAGCAAGGUGCGCGUCCUGAACGGCCUGAACGCGCUGGCCAGUCCGCGGCGCGCAGCACGCUCACAGAGCGUCAACCGCGCCGACCGAGCGCGCUGUCACGUGGUCAGUCACGGUCGGACGGGGGACACCGCCGCUGGGGGCGACCUGGCUGGACGGCGAACGUCCUCAGCACCGGCGGGCGAGCCGGCGCUGGGCGGAGCCGUGCCGCUGACAUCCCGCCCGGAGCCGACCCCCGCAGAAGGCGGCGGCUCCCAGAUGGAGGCGAUCAAGUUUAUCGACGAUGAUGGCGAGGACGAGCGGCCGGUGGCGCCGCGGAUCCCGCCCAACCGCAGCCAGAGUCUCAACUUCAUCAGCGGCCACGGCGUGACGCUCGACAUGGUGGCAGAGACGGCCAGCGCGCCGCGCUCGCGGGUCGUGCUCAUCCCGCGGCCCAGCCGCCGGCUGAAGCGUGUCAAGAGCCACAGUCUGGGCGCGGCGCCGUCCGGCCGGAUGGGUGACUGGCUGACUGACAGUGGCGCCGUCAGACAGAAGAAGCAGCCGCCGCCGACCGGAGCCCCGGCCGGCGCCGGGCGCGCGGCCGUGCUGCAUGCUGAGGCGGCCGUUCGCGCCAAGCUGAGAGUUCCGGAGGAGCUGCGCGGGUGCCACAGCAGCCCAGUGACGCCCGUGGCACGGCGCAAGGAGAGGAAAGCCACCGGCACACCGCCCAUCAGCCGGCGGCUGCUAAGCUCCCCUCUACUCUGCCGUCGCCGGAUGCCGAGCUCAACUGAAUCAUCGGAAGACGAGUCGGCGGAGGUUACCAGGUCACAACCUUUCACCAGCCUCGAGUCACUCCAGAGGAGCCAGGUCAGAAACAAGCUCCGCCGCGGUAUCCGGGACUCGUCCCAGGCGCCGGAGGGGGCGGCGGCUCCGUCCCCGCCGACACAGCGCCGCCAGCCGCCCUGCCGCCAGCUCAUCAUGCACAACAUCGCGCCGCUCUGGAACGAGUCCAGCCAGGUGUACCAGCUCGACUUUGGCGGCCGGGUCACCCAGGAGUCGGCCAAAAACUUCCAGAUCCAGUACUGCGGCGACCAGGUGAUGCAGUUUGGCCGCAUCGACGGCAACGCUUACACGCUGGACUUCCAGUACCCAUUCUCGGCUGUUCAGGCCUUUGCCGUGGCUCUGGCCAACGUCACACAACGCUUCAAGUGACACCUACCCAUCGCCCCGACUCCUGAGGUGCUGUCUGAAAUGGAACCAAUGGUGCUGGAGAGCUGGUGAGCGCCCCGCAGCGGGCCUGGGGUCACCAGCAGAGGCCGGGUCAGGUCGGGCCGGCGCAGCGGUACACUAUGUGUCACUCUCUCUCACACGGUGUCAUGUCUCUGCCAGCCACGGUUCGCGGCCGCGCGGCGGUGUCUGUUGAGUGUCAGCGGCCAGCCAGCCGCCAAUGUCGUGUUCAGACCGUGUUAACGUAGCUAACCGCGUUAGACCGCGAGCGAAUACCAAACACUGUGAUUGGCGGACAAUCAUUAUAAGUCGCGUGCGAUGCUUGGUUGAAUGUCGCAUGUCGUGUACGGUCAGCUCCCGGCGCCAGGCGCCCCUUGUCAGGAUCUACUGGUCAAAUGAGCGCCGUAAGCCCAUGUUCUGAGGUCACAGUAGGUGUCCGCUGCGCUGAUUGGUCAGGGUUGUGUGACGGCUACGCUGAUUGGUCGAGAAGUGUGCCGUCUGCGCUGAUUGGCUGGCGCGGUGUGUCGGCUGCACUGAUUGGUCGGGGUCGCAUGUCGACUGGGCUGAUUGGUCGGGGUCGUGCGCCGGCCGCGCUGAUUGGUUUCUGUGUGCUGUUGCGCCGCUGCGUGUGUUGUAUCCGUGCCAGAGCAGCUCUGUUGAGCCACGCAGCACGCCACUGGUCACGUCACGCCUCGCGCCUCUCCUCAGCACGACCUGUCCAUAAUGCUCCAUUCCAUAUAUAUUGCUGAACUAUACUCAUCAUCAGCCAUCAAAGGCCACGCUUUACGUAGGUGAAGUCACGCUGUAUUCAUUUUAUAGAACGUUCAAAUCAAUCGUAGGUAAUGCCGUUUCAGAUAGCAUAUAAGGUGAUCUCAGUUUACCAGAAAACGUUGUUGUAACUAGCUGGAGUUCGUUACACUAUGUGUUAAUCGACAUAUUUCAGGCAAAUGAGAUCUGUUCAUAUUUAAAACAAUGACAAAACAGUAAGGAAGCUUUAAAAUAAUAAGCCGUAGGAUAGCUUUUAAGCUUGGGUAAACAGCGUUUUCUUUCAACAUUCCCAACCCUCGCUGUGAUACAUGUAUUUACCUUGCUCAGAGAUUAUUUAUAUUCCUUUGUUUAUUUCCUUCAUUUUGAAGAGAAAAAGUUCCUGCGAGAUGAAAGCGAUAGAAUCGUCAUUAUUGCUUACUUUCUUAGCGUUAUUAUUAUCACUGUUUCCGGUUCAAAGGUUAAGUUUGUAAUAUAAUAGAACGUCUCAAAUGUGCAAUACUCCUUGUGCAAUUUGUACGACAUGUAUGAAUAACAAUUGCCUAGCCCUAAA
Molecule: messenger RNA, 4844 nt
Organism: Amphibalanus amphitrite
Lineage: Eukaryota; Metazoa; Arthropoda; Thecostraca; Balanomorpha; Balanidae
Product: tubby-related protein 4-like
Exons: 16
Coding region: 164-3511 (1115 amino acids)
Molecular function (GO): protein binding
Source: RefSeq, a predicted model, not a curated record